This is a messenger RNA of Camarhynchus parvulus, 530 nucleotides long. RefSeq names its product gem nuclear organelle associated protein 7 (gene GEMIN7). The record is from RefSeq and is a predicted model, not a curated record. NCBI's taxonomy places the organism in Eukaryota, Metazoa, Chordata, Aves, Passeriformes, Thraupidae. Gene Ontology annotation, cellular component: SMN-Sm protein complex. Gene Ontology annotation, biological process: spliceosomal snRNP assembly.
GGGAAUCCCACACGGAUGCGGGACCGGGGCUGGGAACGGGAACCGGGACCAGGAAUCCCACACGGCCGCUCCAUGGCCGAUCCCAUCCCGGUUCCCGUGGGGAUCCUGCGCCUCCCGCGGGGCCCCGACAGCUCCGGCAGCCGCGGCUUCUCCCGGCACCGGGACCGGGACCGUGACCGUGACCAGGGACGGGACCAGGACCGUGACCGGGACCGUGACCGUGACCGCCGUGCGGAGCGGGCCGGGCCGCCCGCUCGGGAGCUAUCUCUGCGCCUCCUCGGGGGCCGGCGGGGCAAACGGAGCCGCUUCUGCCUCUGCACCGGGCUCGGGCUGCGCGCCGACUUCGGGGCGGCCGAUGUGCACUGCGGGGCCUUCCAGGUGGAUUCUCUGUGGACCCCUCUGGGAGUUCAGGCCUCGGCCCUGCUGCGCUCUGGGGACGUUCUGGAAUUUUCCUUCCCUCUGGAAUGACCCCGGCAAUUCCUGCACUCAGCCCCCCAGGGAAUAAAUGGAUUUUUUUCCAUUUUUCCACU